Molecule: messenger RNA, 3492 nt
Organism: Lagenorhynchus albirostris (white-beaked dolphin)
Lineage: Eukaryota; Metazoa; Chordata; Mammalia; Artiodactyla; Delphinidae
Gene: LOXL4
Product: lysyl oxidase like 4
Exons: 14
Coding region: 1-2274 (757 amino acids)
Biological process (GO): peptidyl-lysine oxidation
Cellular component (GO): membrane
Molecular function (GO): copper ion binding; protein-lysine 6-oxidase activity
Source: RefSeq, a predicted model, not a curated record
AUGUGGUCCCUACCAGCUGCCUUCCCUCCUCUCCUGCUGCUCCUGCUGCUGGGCCAGACCCCUCCCAGCAGGCUGCAGUCACUGAGCACCAUGAAGCUACGGCUGGUGGGCCCAGGGAGCAGGCCGGAGGAGGGCCGCCUGGAGGUGCUGCACCAGGGCCAGUGGGGCACCGUGUGUGAUGACGACUUUGCGCUUCAGGAGGCCACGGUGGCCUGCCGCCAGCUGGGCUUUGAAGCCGCCUUGACCUGGGCCCACAGCGCCAAGUAUGGCCCAGGGGAGGGACCCAUCUGGCUGGACAACGUUCACUGUGUGGGCACAGAGAGCUCCCUGGACCAGUGCAGGUCUAAUGGCUGGGGCGUCAGUGACUGCAGCCACUCGGAGGACGUCGGGGUGGUGUGCCACCCGCAGCGCCAGCGUGGCUACCUUUCUGAGAGGGUCUCCAAUGCCCUUGGGCCCCAGGGCCGGCGGCUGGAGGAGGUGCGGCUCAAGCCCAUCCUUGCCAGUGCCAAGAGGCAGAGCCUGGUGACCGAGGGAGCUGUGGAGGUGAAGUACGAGGGCCACUGGCGGCAGGUGUGUGACCAGGGCUGGACCAGGAACAACAGCAGGGUGGUGUGCGGGAUGCUGGGCUUCCCCAGCGAGGCACCUGUCGUCAGCCACUACUACAGGAAAGUCUGGAAUUCGAAGAUGAAGGAUCCCAAGUCUAGACUGAAGAGCCUGACAAAGAAGAAUUCCUUCUGGAUCCACCGGGUCAACUGCCUGGGAACAGAGCCCCACAUGGCCAACUGCCAGGUGCAGGUGGCACCAGCCCAGGGCAAGCUGCGGCCGGCCUGCCCGGGGGGCAUGCACGCUGUGGUCAGCUGUGUGGCAGGGCCCCGCUUCCGCCCUCUGAAGGAGAAGCCCGGGAGCAAGGAGUCCUGGGCAGAGGAGACGAGGGUGCGCCUCCGCUCGGGGGCCCAGGUGGGCGAGGGCCGGGUGGAGGUGCUCAGGAACCGCCGGUGGGGCACAGUCUGCGACCACGGGUGGAACCUCCUCUCCGCCAGCGUCGUGUGUCGUCAGCUCGGCUUCGGCUCUGCUCGGGAGGCCCUCUUUGGGGCCCAGCUGGGCCAAGCGCUGGGGCCCAUCCACCUGAGUGAGGUGCGCUGCGGGGGAUAUGAGCGGACCCUCAGUGACUGCCCCUCCCUGGAAGGCUCCCAGAGUGGUUGCCAGCAUGACAAUGAUGCUGCCGUGAGAUGCAACAUCCCUAACUUGGGCUUCCAGGAUCAGGUGCGCUUGGCCGGCGGACGCAGCCCCGAGGAGGGGGUGGUGGAGGUGCAGGUGGACGUGAACGGGGUCCAGCGCUGGGGGGCCGUGUGCAGCGACCACUGGGGCCUCAGCGAAGCCAUGGUGGCCUGCCGACAGCUUGGUCUGGGCUUUGCCAACCAUGCCAUCAAGGACACCUGGUACUGGCAGGGGACGCCGGGGGCCAGAGAACUGGUGAUGAGCGGGGUGCACUGCUCAGGCACAGAGCUGGCCUUGCAGCAGUGCCAAAGGCACGGGCCGGUGCACUGCUCCCACGGUGCAGGGCACUUCUCAGCCGGAGUCUCCUGCACAGACAGUGCUGCAGACCUCGUGCUGAACGCCCAGCUAGUGCAGGAGACGGCCUACCUGGAGGACCGCCCGCUCAGCCAGCUGUACUGUGCCCAUGAAGAGAACUGCCUCUCCCGGUCCGCUGACCGCAUGGACUGGCCCUACGGACACCGGCGCCUCUUGCGCUUCUCCUCACAGAUCCACAACCUGGGCCGGGCCGACUUUCGUCCCAAGACAGGACGCCACAGCUGGAUUUGGCACCAGUGCCACAGGCACUACCACAGCAUUGAGGUCUUCACCCACUAUGACCUGCUCACUCUCAAUGGCUCCAAGGUGGCUGAGGGGCACAAGGCCAGCUUCUGUCUAGAGGACACAAGUUGCCCUACAGGAAUGCAGAGGCGCUACGCAUGUGCCAACUUUGGGGAACAGGGAGUGACCGUUGGCUGCUGGGACACCUACCGACAUGACAUUGAUUGCCAGUGGGUGGAUAUCACAGACGUGGGCCCUGGGGAUUAUAUCUUCCAGGUGGUUGUGAACCCCAAGCUCGAGGUGGCAGAGUCCGAUUUCUCGAACAACGUGAUGCGGUGCCGCUGCAAAUACGACGGGCAACGGGUCUGGCUGCACGACUGCCACACAGGGGACGCACACCGAGCUAACACAGAGCACUCCCCGGAACAGGAGCAGCGUCUCAGGAACAACCUCAUCUGAAGGCACCCCUGCGCACCCCCAGCUGCUGCCCACACACCAGAUACCUCAGCUUAUUGGAGCCAUGCCCUUCACAGAGCCCUAACUCAGAGGGUAAGGGGCCAGUGCCAAGGGGCACCAAGAACCAGCUCAGGAAGCCUUCUGAUGGCAAGAUCACCACACCAGGGCGGCACUGCUCCCUCAGGAUGGCUCUGGGUCUAUCCCCUGAGGGCCUUUGGUCUCUGGACUAUGGCCUUUGGGCUUUGUUCAGCUGAGCUCCUCUUCCAUAGGAGACCCAGUCCUUCCCGGAUCUUGCCCCAGAGUUCAUGGUUCAAGAGCUAUCAGUUCCUUAGGAAUGGACUGUGGCCCAGUCCCCCAUCUAAAUGGUGCUUUGCAAAUGUCUUGGAGGAGGACCGAAAUACACAGGAGGAGAGGUCAGCUCUCUGCUAGGAGCUCUGUGCAACACAACUUGUAUCAAAGUCACAACUGGCAAAGAAGCUGGUGAAUUCAGUCCCUUGCUUGAUAGGUCCGCAUUUAGGAUUCAGCUACCAUGCUCUCUAGAGUCUGGUCUUUAGUGCCCUUACCUUUAUCCUACAGCACAUAUGGGUGUUUCUAAUAUCCCUGGAAGCUUAGGCCUCAGGCAUCCCCUUAUCUCCUGACGGGCCCAAACCACCAGUUACUGAGUGCUUGAGACGGGGCAAGAUUCACAGGAGUGGCCAGAUAUGGCCUUCCCGCAGAGCAGCAAGAGGAGGUCGAACAGAAAGAGUCCCGGGGUGCUGUGGACCCCAGCUGCUGCCAGGCCCUCUGCCAAGGGAAGAACACUUGUCCUGACCCCGGCAGGCAAGGUCACUGUGCGCCUCAGGACCGGCCUAAAGGUCGGGUCCCCCAGGCUUCUGGAGUGAAUUUUGCAUUGAAUAAAGUUUUGCAGUGGAAAGAACAUGGGUCAAACAGGCCGCUCAUCUCUGCAGGAAAAAGAAGACAGGUCUGGUAGAGUGGAGGACAGGAGACUACGGAGAGGUCAGAAGGGGAACAUUUAAUUUAGUUAAGGACUAAACCUAGGAAAGGCCACCAUCCCUGCUUGACCUGGCUGUUGGCAAGCCCUUGCUCAGAUGGUAUAAAAUCCCAUGGUCUUCCUGGACAUGAUUCUUAAUCCUGUCUCCACUAAGACACACUUGAGAGAUGAUCCUUACAGGUCUGAUGCCCUAAUGCCAAUAAAGGUUGCUCACUAUGGACUGCUACAAA